Microthlaspi erraticum is the source of this 690-nucleotide messenger RNA. Lineage: Eukaryota; Viridiplantae; Streptophyta; Magnoliopsida; Brassicales; Brassicaceae. The record is from the annotation of a GenBank genome assembly.
AUGGCAGACGCUUUAGAGAAUCUGCAAGAAGCUCAGAGAAGAAGAAGCGAUGAAACAGAUUCAAGAUCCAUAGAAGAAACCAAUGGACGAGAUUCGGAUUCGAGGGUAAAGAUUAUGAACAAGAACUUUGCUGUGGGUUAUUAUGAUCAAACAGAGUCGAUACAGUCCAGGCCAGAGAAGAGGGCUAAAACUGUUUCUGAUUCAAGAGAAAGUUUAGAAGAUCUAGAGAAGGGGGUGGACAUUCCAGAAACUCUUAGCGUUGACGUGCAUGAUAAUUUACAUGAACGUAUCGAGAAGCAAAAGAGACGGGCUGAAGAUAAUAUGCAGCAACAAAGCAACGACGAAAGAGAGGCUCAGGAUCAACAAAAUAUGGAGCAACAGAGAGAUAUUGAGAGGAAGGGAAGGGAUAUUCGUUUCAGACUUGAUCAGUUGGUGGAGAAGUUAACAGAUGCGAUUGAAACUGGAACAAAAGAUCAGAAUUCUGAUGCUCUGGUGACUGAACUGAGUAACCAUUUCAACAAGAGCCAACAGCUGUUAAAUUCGAUUUCAGGAUCCCUAGGAUCUAAAUCUAUGACUAUUGAUGGAGAAAAGCGAAAACUAGAAGGCAGUGAGAAAUUGCUUCAACAAAGAAGGGAACUGAUUAUGGAAUAUAGGAAAUCUGUUGAAGACAUUUUGAAGAUAGAGCCUUAG